Messenger RNA from Rhizoctonia solani, 1233 nucleotides. RefSeq names its product C-14 sterol reductase ERG24. Gene Ontology annotation, cellular component: endoplasmic reticulum membrane. Gene Ontology annotation, molecular function: Delta14-sterol reductase activity. NCBI's taxonomy places the organism in Eukaryota, Fungi, Basidiomycota, Agaricomycetes, Cantharellales, Ceratobasidiaceae. The transcript has 6 exons. Gene Ontology annotation, biological process: ergosterol biosynthetic process. The record is from RefSeq and is a predicted model, not a curated record. The coding region runs from base 1 to 1233 and encodes 410 amino acids.
AUGUCUACCAAAAAUCCCAAAACCAAUCGAUACGAGUUUUUCGGUCCUCCUGGGGCUGCAGCUGUAGCAACCUGCACACCCAUCAUCGUCUAUGGUCUUUAUUACAACUGCUCUGAAGCCUCGGGUCUCUGUCAACUACCUACCUGGUCGUUUCCUCUGCAGGUCGUAAGAGCCAUAAGCGACGGCAACUGGUGGAAGAGUGCGUUUGACAUUCAGGUCACGGUAGCAUACUUUGCAUGGUAUGCAUCUCUCGUAGCUGCCUGGUACUGGUUGCCUGGCGAAUGGCUCGAAGGGACGGAGCUGCGCACAGGUGGUCAUAAAGUAUAUAAGCUCAAUGCAUUCAAUACGCUCCUACUCAACGUAGGAUUGGCGACGGGUUGGAUUUUGGUAUAUGGCCCUCAAUCCUUUACUUUCAUUUAUGACCAUUGGGUUGGGCUUUGCAGUGCGGCUAUACUCAACUCGCUCGUUCAUGCGACCUACUGCUACAUCAUGUCCACUAUCGACGAAGACCAACGGCUCCUAUCCCUCAGUGGUAACAGUGGAAACGUCUUCUACGACUGGUUUAUUGGGCGCGAACUGAACCCCUCAAUCGGACUUUUCGAUAUCAAAUCGUUUGCGGAGCUCCGCCCGGGCAUGAUCCUUUGGUUCAUAAUCAACCUCAGCUCGUAUUGCAAACAAGUCGUUCAUCGUGGAACGUGGUAUCCUACCGAUUCCAUGUUCUUGGUGUUAUUAUUCCAGUGGGGUUAUGUCGUAGAUGCACUUUACAACGAGCACGCAGUUUUCACUACUAGAGAUAUUACGAUGGACGGUUUCGGAUUUAUGCUUUCUUUUGGUAGCAUCGCAUGGGUUCCACUUACGUACUCUGUCCAAGCACGAUAUCUUGCGUUCAAGCAUGUCGAACUAGGUCUAUUCUGGACUGUUGUGAUUUUUGCCAUUCAUGCCGUCGGGUACUGGAUCUUCAGGGAAAGCAACAACGAAAAGAACGAGUUCAGAAGCGGAAAGAAUCCCAAGAACCUUCAAUCGUUCAAAACAGAACGCGGAACGAGACUUUUGACCAGCGGAUGGUGGGGGAUAUGCCAACACCCCAACUACCUAGGAGACUGGAUCAUGGCUCUAUCGUACUCGCUCCCAACCGGCUUCGACACCCCAAUCACGUACUUUUACUGCAUCUACUUUUUCGUUCUCUUGGUCCACAGGCAAAUGCGGGACGAAGAAGCGUGUCGCGAAAAGUAA